AUGCCAUUGCCUUCAGUGGCUGCGUCAGGGACAUUGCGUGGACUACUGGCAUCUUGCUUCACACGUUCUCGUGGCCUCGCCACUGCUCCUUCUAAGUCCUUCGCCGAAAAACUUGCUGAAGGGCCAACAUUGGAUGACUUUGUGUCGGGGAAUGCUGAGUCGAGUUCACGAGUAGUUCUCGGAUCCACAUCGCAGCCUAGACUGCCGAGUUAUUUGAAGACUAAGAUCCCAACGAGCGCCUCGUAUAAUAAUAUUAAGAAAGACCUCCGUGGUCUCAAUUUACACACUGUUUGCGAAGAGGCACGGUGUCCCAAUAUAGGCGAUUGUUGGGGUGGGAGUGAUGCAGUCGGGACGAGUGACGCCGAGAAGAAGCGUGGGGCCACGGCCACCAUCAUGCUCAUGGGGGAUACAUGUACCCGUGGCUGCAGAUUCUGUUCGGUAAAGACCUCCAAGAACCCACCACCGUUAGAUAUUCAUGAGCCUGAGAACACUGCGGAGGCAAUACGUCGGUGGGGUCUUGGGUACAUUGUUUUGACAAGCGUGGAUCGUGAUGAUCUGGCUGAUGGUGGUGCUGCUCACUUUGCCGAGACCAUCAGGAAGAUCAAACAAAAAGCUCCACAUAUUCUGGUCGAGGCCCUGACAGGCGAUUUCGGAGGUUCCCUCGAUGGCGUCGCUACUGUAGCUAAAUCCGGUCUCGAUGUCUACGCACACAACAUUGAGACUGUAGAAGCCCUUACACCCUUUGUUCGUGACCGACGCGCUAACUUCCGCCAGAGUCUUCGUGUACUGGAACACGCGAAGAAGGAAGGUGUCAACGUCACGAAGACAAGUAUAAUGCUUGGUGUGGGCGAAAAUGAGGAUCAGGUCCUCGAUGCUUUGAAAGAACUGCGGAAGUCGGAUGUUGACGUAGUUACCUUUGGCCAGUACAUGCGUCCAACUAAACGUCAUAUGAAGGUAGACCGUUACGUUGAGCCUGCAGAAUUUGAUCGAUGGAAACAAAUUGCCGAUAACAUGGGAUUCCUCUAUGUUGCAUCUGGGCCGCUAGUACGAAGUAGCUACAAGGCUGGAGAAUUCUAUAUUGAGAAUUUCCUGAAACGGAAGAGAUUAGAUGCUGCAAAGUUAGAAUCGUCUAACCCAUCUUCAGAGAUGAUGGACUCGACCCUACGCCCACUGUUGUAG
This is a messenger RNA of Cantharellus anzutake, 1179 nucleotides long. Its product is annotated as Lipoyl synthase. Bases 1 to 1179 code for a protein of 392 amino acids. The record is from RefSeq and is a predicted model, not a curated record. Gene Ontology annotation, molecular function: 4 iron, 4 sulfur cluster binding; lipoate synthase activity. NCBI's taxonomy places the organism in Eukaryota, Fungi, Basidiomycota, Agaricomycetes, Cantharellales, Hydnaceae. Gene Ontology annotation, cellular component: mitochondrion. The transcript has 7 exons. Gene Ontology annotation, biological process: lipoate biosynthetic process.